CUCUGACGAAUAAAACUAUUUACUAGUGCUCUAGCUUAAUUGGUUUCCUUCCAUGGCCUACGAGCAACUUCGAGCCAUGGGGUCGAGCCAUAAGAGUCUCCAGGCCGUUUUGGCUGCGCCCGGGGUGAAGGUAAAGAAGGUCACCAGCUUAUCAGCCGAUGGUCUAACAGAUUUCAUUCAAUCCAUGAUCUCCAAAAAACAAGAGAUGAAAGACCCCUUCUAUGUACUAGACUUCGGGGUGGUGGUGAGUCUCAUGGACAAAUGGAAACGUUCCCUCCCCAACGUCCGCCCCUUCUAUGCUGUCAAAUGCAAUCCUCACCCAGCUUUCCUUGCUGCGCUUGCUGCGCUUGGGGUCAGCUUUGACUGUGCAAGCCGUGCCGAAAUCGAGGCUGUCCUAGCACUCGGCGUCUCUGCAGAUCGAAUUAUCUACGCCAAUCCUUGUAAGGCCGAGGCCCAGAUUAAAUAUGCAGCCAGCGUCGGAGUCAAUCUCACCACUUUCGACUCUCGAGAAGAAAUAGAUAAGCUACGAAGGUGGCAUCCAAAAUGCUCGUUAUUGCUUCGUCUGAAAGCCCCAGACGACGGGGGUGCUCGUUGUCCAUUGGGACCCAAGUAUGGUGCAUUGCCCGAAGAGGUCACCCCUCUUCUACAAGCCGCUCAUGUGGCCCGGCUAACGGUGGCCGGGGUCUCCUUCCACGUAGGCAGCGGGGCUACCCAUUCGCGUGCCUACAGCGGUGCAAUAGCAGCUGCUAAGGCCGUAUUCGACACUGCCGUGGGACUGGGUAUGCCACGCAUGAGCAUCCUCAACGUUGGUGGCGGUUUCACAGCGGGAGUGGGCCCACAAUUUGAAGAUGCUGCCGCUACCAUAAAUGCAGCCAUAAAGGUCCACUUCCUCGAUGAAUCCGGUUUGACAGUAAUUGCUGAGCCGGGUCGGUUCUUCGCUGAGACGGCGUUUACACUGGCAACCAACAUCAUUGGCAAGCGCGUACGUGGGAAGCUGAGAGAGUACUGGAUCAACGACGGUAUAUAUGGGUCCAUGAACUGUAUAUUGUACGACCAUGCUACCGUGACGGCGACACCGUUAGCCUGUACAUCCAAUCGUUCCAACCCUACUUGUCGAGGAGGAAAGACGUACACAUCGACCGUGUUUGGGCCCACUUGUGAUGCGCUGGACACGAUUCUCACGGGUCACCAACUGCCGGAACUUCAGGUAAACGAUUGGCUUCUGUUUCCCAACAUGGGUGCCUACACGGCCUCUGCGGGGUCAAAUUUCAACGGCUUCAACACCUCCGCCAUCCCCACCCACCUGGCGUUCUCACCUCCAGCUCCAUGCUAGACCGGUGUAGAUGCUUUUCUCCUCGAUUCCAACUCCAACGACGUCGCGGUUGUCAAGUAGCGCUUUCCUCUCUUGUUGGGGGUGGUUGUUAGUUGUUAGUCGUUAGUGGACGGACUGUAACUUCGCACUUUGAAAUAUAUCUUAUAAUUUCUAUCUCA
This is a messenger RNA of Nelumbo nucifera (sacred lotus), 1491 nucleotides long. RefSeq names its product ornithine decarboxylase-like. Gene Ontology annotation, cellular component: cytoplasm. The record is from RefSeq and is a predicted model, not a curated record. Gene Ontology annotation, molecular function: ornithine decarboxylase activity. NCBI's taxonomy places the organism in Eukaryota, Viridiplantae, Streptophyta, Magnoliopsida, Proteales, Nelumbonaceae.